AUGGGCAUGGAUCAUUACCAGAUCAUUAAACAACUUGGUGGAACGACGGGAACUUACCUCGCAGUAGAUAAACAAGAUGGGGCGAAGAAAGUUGUGAUCAAACGAUUAAUGGAUGGUACGCAAGGUAUGCAAGAACUUAAUGUCUCGCUGCGUGUACGACACCCAAAUAUUAUAACUUUCCUGGAAUCUUUUGUACAUGAUGGUGGACUUUAUGUGGUGUUAGCCUAUGCAGAGGGUGGAGACCUAGAGGCCUAUCUUGAACGUCUCGCCAAGGAAAAGAAACCAAUGCCUCAAUUACAACUUCUUCGUGGAUUCAAACAACUCAUUGAAGCACUACAGUGUUGUCAUGAGCAAAAUAUUUUACACCGCGAUGUGAAACCGGGUAAUGUGUUCCUUAACGCUGAUGCAACGGUAAUGUAUCUUGGUGACUUUGGUUCCGCUAAAGCUCUCUUACGCUCCGUCUCAUUGACAACAACCUUUGUUGGCACUCCCAUUUGGAUUUCACCAGAAUUACUUACGGGAACAGCCUACAGUUUCCCUUCUGAUAUCUGGUCACUGGGAUGUGUAUUUUAUGAGAUGGCCGCUCUCAAACGACCCUUCUCACCAACUAGUUUUGCAAACCUCGUACAGCAAAUCACAUCUGGUGAUAUUGCUCCACUGCCUGCAACAGUGCCUGAGGAUAUUCGUAUGAUCAUUAUGUCAAUGCUUCAGACAGACCCGGGAAAACGGUCUACAUUGGAAAAAGCGCUUGAGAUGACAGAUAAGGCCAUCGAAGCUCGUAAUACUGUAGUGACGCAAGCGUCAGAAAAGCAAGUGGUGGAGAAAUCUCCUCCACCGCAUUUGCCUAAACGAGUGCUGGACGCAGCUUUAAAGAUAGAACAACAACAACAACAACAACAACAGCAACAGCAGCAGCAGCCAAAAGAACAAAAACCUAUACCAGUAGCAAAUGGAGCAGCGAAGGAGGUGAAAGUGGAGGUAGAACCGAUAGCACCUUUGGAAGGAGAAGUGCCAAAACUAUCUGAUUGGCUUCAUGCACGAAAUCAUGACAUGACGGUGAUUGAACGUUAUCUUGACAAGUUUCGACAAUCCGAUGAACAGGUGUUAGCAGCUACUUUGGGCUCAGUGAAGGAUAUUAAACGAGUGGAAGAUCAAAAUAUUCCAUCUCCUUCACCAGUACGCUUAUCGACCCCACCACCAUUGGUGCAACAGCAUGAAUCAAAAAUGAAACCAGGUGUAGUAUUUGAAGUACGUGUUGCGGCUUCCUCACCACAGCAACCAACAAAGGCUCAACCUUCACGCCGUCGUGUUAUUCCUAAAAAACUCAAUCAUCGAAAAAAUGAUGAAAAUGGUGGCAACCAUGUAAACAGGCAAGCGUCUCCUUUGGCCCGUGAACCCUCUGUUGCUCACAAUUUGGAUUGGAAUGGUAUACAGGCGUUUAGACGGCUAAAAAGUACACCUUCUGCUUUUCGCCACGUUUCGCCACACGCGCCUUCGCAACAACAACAACAACAACAACAACAACAACAUCAGCAUCAUCAUCAACAUCAACAACAUCAUGCACCUUCACAACAACAGGAAGAGGAACGGCAACAACAACGCGAAAAGAGAGAACAGGAACGAGCGAAGAUGCUUGAAAUGAUACGUGAGCAGAAGGCCAAGGCAAUGCAGGAACGCAAAGCAAAGGGCAAAAGUGAAGUUAGAGACGCAGUGGCUGUGGAAAUCGUUUUACCAGACAACAUCCGUUAUGUAGACGACGUCGCCCAGGGCAGACUGUGA
Trypanosoma theileri is the source of this 1779-nucleotide messenger RNA. RefSeq names its product putative serine/threonine protein kinase. Gene Ontology annotation, biological process: protein phosphorylation. NCBI's taxonomy places the organism in Eukaryota, Euglenozoa, Kinetoplastea, Trypanosomatida, Trypanosomatidae. Gene Ontology annotation, molecular function: protein kinase activity; ATP binding. The record is from RefSeq and is a predicted model, not a curated record. The transcript has a single exon. Bases 1 to 1779 code for a protein of 592 amino acids.